GGUGCUUUGCUUAUUACGGGGUCCCGUCAUCACUGCUUAACCAAACCACGCGAGACCCCUAGGACCACUUCUCGGUAUCCUGGGAUGUCGACCGCUGUUGGGGACUGAGCCACCAUCUCGACCGCGAAACGUAAUGUAAUCUCGUCGAUCACUAGGGCUUUCGUCACAGAGAUAGCCGGAAACGCCGGCGUGAUUGGCCUAUGUACUGAGCUAUAUGUACUGGGUCAUAUCCACAAUGGGGCAACCCCAUCUGCCCAUGGAUGGUUUCGUGUACGAACAUGGUUUCUCGGUGGAAGUCAAUAUUAACCCACCUGACUACUUGCCUAGUGCAGCUCGUUCCUCGGUCUUUUAUAAUAAACCCUAGGAGCCCGCGCGUUUUAGAGUUUUGGUUCUUGUUUCUUCACCCGGGCGCUCUGCUUCUCUGGACGUAAUCUCCCGCCAUCAACCUUGCCCUCAGCUAUCACGUAAGUAUCCUCUGUGCCAACGACAACUACGUCUAGGACGACACGACCGGCUAGCUAGAUCUCGCGGACACACGAUGGCAGACAAGAUGGCGGAUACGAAAAAUGAGAAGAUGUUCGAUUCGGACACGCCUUCGGGGCAAGAGCUGGGGUCCAGCACUGAGGUGGUUGGUCAAGUCAGCGACAUCUCGGCAUUCGAGGCGCAAAAAGCAGCCAUGGGCAGCGCUCACUUCAACAGGUUAGGAUGGAAGCGACUCACGGUAGUACUCAUCGUAGAGGCCAUCGCCCUCGGUAGUCUGAGUAUGCCUGCGGCAUUCGCUACCUUGGGAAUGGUAGCUGGCGUCAUCUUGAGCGUCGGCCUAGGUUUCAUAGCUAUCUACACCAGUUACGUCGUCGGCCAGGUCAAGCUAAAGUUCCCCGAGGUACAGCACUACGCGGACGCCGGUCGACUGAUAAUGGGUAAAUUCGGGUACGAACUGAUCGGCGGCAUGUUCGUGUUGCAACUGAUAUUCCUCGUCGGAUCUCACUGUCUCACGGGUACUAUCGCUUUCAUGAACAUCACCAACAAUGGCGCCUGCUCGUUGGUUUUCGGCGUCGUCUCGGCUAUCAUUCUCUUGCUUCUCGCCAUCCCGCCCUCUUUUGCCGAGGUAGCCAUUCUGGGUUAUAUCGACUUCGUUUCUAUCAUGGCCGCUAUCUUCGUCACGAUCAUCGCGACGGGUGUGCAACGGACGGACGCUGGAAUCCCCUCUGAUUGGUCCGCGUGGCCGAAGGACAACCUUACCUUCACCGAGGCUUUCAUUGCCAUCACGAACAUAGUCUUCGCCUACAGUUUCGCCAUCUGCCAGUUCUCAUUCAUGGACGAGAUGCACACCCCUAAGCAUUUCGUCAAAUCCAUCUGGGCGCUCGGCUUGAUUGAGAUCGUGAUUUACACGCUGACCGGAGCAUUGAUCUACUGCUUCGUCGGCCAGGGUGUCAAGUCUCCUUCUCUCCUGUCGGCUGGAGACUUGGUUUCCAAGAUUGCCUUCGGUAUUGCUCUACCCGUCAUCUUCAUCUCCGGGUCUAUCAACGGUACCGUCGUAGGCCGAUAUAUUCACGGUCGCGUCUACAGGGACUCGGUCACUCGUUUCAUCAACACCACCAAAGGUUGGACCACGUGGCUAGCGCUCAUUACCUUCAUUACCCUCAUCGCGUGGGUUAUCGCCGAGGCCAUCCCCUUCUUUUCCGAUCUCCUGGCCAUCUCUUCGGCGCUGUUCAUCUCCGGAUUUACGUUUUACUUCCCUGCCAUCUUCUGGUUCAUGCUCAUCAGACAGGGCAAGUGGUACGCAAAGGAGAACAUUCUAAAGAGUCUUCUCAACGGCUUGGUCUUCAUCAUCGGAAUGGUUGUAUUAGUUGGUGGCACGUAUGCUAGCAUUGUCGACAUCAUCGACGGAUACAGCAAGGGCAAAGUUCGAGGUGCCUUCACCUGUGCUCCAUUCGAGUAAGGGAAGGCUCAGGAAGACAAAUUUCUUUAAUUUCAGUUAUGCUCGAUGCUUGAAAGACCGAAGUCACGCGCCUCUCUUCACGAACUUGCAUGGCCUGUCGAUGACAUUAUGAUACCUCUUUUUUUAUUUUUCCAAGCGUCAUACGCUAGCAAUGGGUUCAUAGCAUCUCGUUUCUGGAGCAUUAGAUAACACCUCGUGGAUAAGAUCUAAUUCCUAUCUAAGGGAGUUUGAGAAUGCGUUCUGUUUUCUCUAGGGUUGUAUGCAUUUGUACACUAUCUGGGAAUUGCAUUGAUGGGUACGUUGCUAUUAGCGUCGCGAAUGAUAAUCGGUAGCUGGGCAUAUUAUCUUAUGGGGUUCAUGCAUUGAAGAGUCGUUACGUGUUUAUCGAUGUUUUCAGGUUAUAGCAGCUAGAAAAAAUGGAACAACCAACUACGGAGUUUUUCUUACAAGGACUUUGAAUUAUUCUACGUCACUUGCAUGAGGCGUUUAGGUAACCAAUAAAUUCAAGGACGAGCGUAGCAAGCAUUUCCUUGGUUGUCCUACAUCUAUGACGUACCUGUUAUGGAGACAGCGUUCCGAUAAAGUUAUGAUUUUCACAAUAUACCAGUAC
Molecule: messenger RNA, 2552 nt
Organism: Daldinia vernicosa
Lineage: Eukaryota; Fungi; Ascomycota; Sordariomycetes; Xylariales; Hypoxylaceae
Product: transmembrane amino acid transporter protein-domain-containing protein
Exons: 2
Coding region: 539-1942 (467 amino acids)
Biological process (GO): amino acid transmembrane transport
Cellular component (GO): vacuolar membrane
Molecular function (GO): amino acid transmembrane transporter activity
Source: RefSeq, a predicted model, not a curated record